Messenger RNA from Sphaerodactylus townsendi, 5358 nucleotides. RefSeq names its product ataxin 7 like 1 (gene ATXN7L1). The coding region runs from base 258 to 2759 and encodes 833 amino acids. The transcript is spliced from 12 exons. Lineage: Eukaryota; Metazoa; Chordata; Lepidosauria; Squamata; Sphaerodactylidae. The record is from RefSeq and is a predicted model, not a curated record.
GAACGUCCCGAGGAUGACGUGCGGCGUUCUCGAAUCCCGUGUCUCGCUCGUUGCCUUCUCGCUCGUUGGUGCUGAAGGAAACGGGGGAAGCCGCGAGAGGAGGAGGCAAGACGAGCCGCCGCCGACGGAGCAGCAGCAGCAGCUGCAGCAGCACGAGCCAGAGCAGGAGCGGCCGGAGGAGAAGGAGGAGGAGGAGGAAGAAGAAGAGGAGGAGGAGGAGGAAGAGGAAGAAGAGGAGCGGCGUCGCCGCUGCCGCUAUGGCGGCCCUGGAGCGGCCCGUGCCCAGUCCCGAGGCGUUCCUGGGCCAGCCCUGGGCCGCCUGGGUCCGGGAGGCCGCCCUUCCGCACGCGCACUGCACCGCCCCCCCGCACAGUGUAGAGUUAGAAGAGACUGGAAAAGAGGGUGGAAAAAGCAGGGAGGUGAUGAGGCUUAAUAAAGAAGAUAUGCACUUAUUUGGCCAUUAUCCAGCUCAUGAUGAUUUCUAUCUAGUAGUGUGCAAUAUCUGCAAUCAGGUAGUCAAGCCACAGGUUUUCCAGUCACACUGCGAACGACGACACAGUUCAAUGUGUAAGCCUUCCCCAUCUCCAGCAUCUCCAUCCUGCAAUUCCCGGGCAUCACUAGUACAGAUGAAACCGAAAUCGUGUAUCGGCGGCCAUAACCCUGUCAGCAACAACUCAAAGCCAUUCAGAACGCCCAAAGACAAUCUACUUACCUCCAAUAGCAAACAGCACAUGGUCUUUUCUUCAAAGGUAUCAAGGGAUAAGCCUUGUGUUCCCGUUCCCGUAGUCAGUUUAGAGAAAAUCCCUAACCUGGUGAAGGCAGAUGGUGCCAAUGUUAAAAUGAACUCUACAACCACUACCACCAUCACAACAUCGUCAUGUUCGUCAUCUGCCAUACCUACUCCAACCUUGGUUAAAUCUGCUUUGACAUCUAAAUCAGUGCCACCAUCACCAGAAAAGAUUCUGAAUGGCAAAGGAGUCCUAGCGCCAUCAAUAGACAAGAAGCACCAGAAUGGCACUAAAAAUAGUAACAAGCCUUACAAGAGACUUUCAGAAAGAGAGUUUGACCCAAAUAAACACUGUGGAGUAUUGGAUCCUGAGACAAAGAAGCCCUGCACAAGAUCACUCACUUGCAAGACUCAUUCACUGAAUCAUCGGCGAGCAGUUCCAGGCCGCAAGAAACAGUUUGACAUUCUUCUAGCAGAACACAAAGCCCGAUCCCGGGAAAAAGAAGUAGCAAAAGAUAAGGAACAUCCACAGUCUGUAAGGGAAACACAUCAGAGCCAACCUGUACCAGCACAAGACCUUCUAUCAGGAGCUUCAGUAAACUCUGGGCAAGAACCCAAAGGAACAUCACCUGCAAAAUCCAGACCGCCCAAUUCAGUAUUUCCUAGACCCUCUUCAAAUAACAUAAAUAGUACAAGUUCUUCAAACCACAGUGGGUAUCCACAGGAACUGCCUUUGCCUUCCAUGAUGGGAGACUUGCCUAGUCGAUUAUCCAGUGAUGAAGGGGAAGUGGAUGGAUCUGAAGAAGCUGAAAAAUUAGACUGCCACUAUUCUGAACACCAUCCAAGACCUCUUGGGUUUUGUUCAUUUGGAAGUCAUCUGAUGGGAAGAGGGUACUAUGUAUUUGAUAGAAGAUGGGAUCGUUUUCGACUUGCGCUAAAUUCUAUGGUAGAAAAGCACUUGAAUUCACAAAUGUGGAAGAAAAUCCCUCCUGCAGUCGAUAGCCCUGUGCCCUCUCCAGCAGCACAUAUCACAACCUCUUUUCCAGCAUCAGUUUUGCAGCCUUUCAGCAAUUCCAGUGCAGUGUAUAUUCCUUCAGUCCCAGUGAGCUCAAGAAUCCCUUCUUCCUACAUAAUGACUUCGGCCAUGGUAUCCAAUGCAACUUUUGUGACGUCUGAUACGAAUUCUAUUACGUCACACACCACUGCUUUCCCCCACGUAACUGCCAGUCUGAGUAUCCUUGACUCAGCAUUUAAGACUCCGUCAACCGUGUCACCAGUGCCAGCAGUCGUUCCUUCCCCGUCCCACAAGCCAUCCAAAACGAAAGCCAGCAAAUCUUCAAAAGUCAAAGAUCUGUCAUGCCGCAGCGACGAAUCUUCAAGAAACAAAAAGAAAAAGCCGCCGUCUUCUUCCUCCACAGUAUCCUUGCAGAAUUCCUCUUCCUUGUCUUCGUUUUCAGGGUCCCAUAAAAAGAACUGUAUCUUGAACCCAAGUUCGAAUUUGAACUCUUAUCAGGCCACAUCUUCUUAUAACAGUAUGUCUGUGCACAGCACAAACAAUGGAACAACCCCACUCAGUGCCAAACUGGAGCCCUCAGGACGGACUUCAUUAUCAAGUAGUUCAACAGACUCAGUGAAACAUAUGAGCAUUGUUGUAAGCAGUAUCGACUCCUCUGGUUUGUCUGUACCUUCCCUUGUUCAUCAUUCUGGGGACCACUCCCUGGCAGCACACAAUGCGGUGUCUUCUCUGCCCCUUUGUUUUGACAAAUCAGAAGGGAAAAAACGUAAAAACUCUAGUUCUAGUAACAAAGCCUGUAAAAUCACUAAAUUGCCUGGUAUGAAUAGUGUUCACAAAAAGAACACCGCCAAUCUUAUUUCUACGGUGCCAGAUAAUCCAAACAGCUCCAUCUCUCGGCAGAUUGGAAAAAAUAGCAGUGUAGCUUUGUCUCAAUCCAGUCCUUCAAGUGCAGCAAAUCCAGUGCACAACAAGCAAAAGACGUUGAACCGGACGGGUAGGAUAAGGACACUUCCAUAAUGAGGGAAAGCAACCAGCCUAUAAUCUUUAGCUCUUAUCAGCCCUACUUCAAAAUGAACAUUUUCUGAGUCCUGCAGAUGGUUUUAAUUAACAUAGAUUUGUGGUUUUAAUUUACAUAGGUAUGUUUUUUAAUUGAAAUCUACAUAAUGUAAAAGUGGUUUAUUUUGGUUUCAAUCAUACAUUGGCUUCUGAUCUGUGCAAUCUGGUUUGAUAUGGAUUAAUGCCUUUUAAGCAAAUCAUUGCAUUGUUUGUUUGUUUCUGUAACAAUGACAGCAAUGGACAUUCCAAACUAAUGCCAUGUAUGGCUAAAAUGUAUCCCCCCCCUUUGUAAUUUCAGAUUGACAGUAACUUUUGUAUUUAUCAUUGUCUAUGGAUAAAAAAAAUUGCCAAGUGCAUUUCUCAGCAGUAUCUACCAGUUGGGGAAGUAUUUUGCACCCACAAGUUUCACUGACUUCUGUCGGUCAUGUCAGUGUGCAGCACCUCCUAUGUGCAACGCCUCCGAUUCAUUAUGGUGUUCCUAAUCCUCUCACUGCCUGGAGGGGUUAAUGCACCCUGCCUCCACUGAUGGAAUCCCUGUGUGAAAAUUUUCUCAUGUGGAGAUGGAGGACUGUGAAGAAUCUGUGCUACUAUUCUCCUUAAUUAAACAAUUUGGUUGGUUGUGGGUUUUUUUGUUCAAAGACAACAUUUGGGCAUACUGAAUUUGCAUCAGUUGAAUUGCACUGACAAUGUUUUACAAGAAUUACUGAAUAAUUUUUUUUAUAAAAGUAGAUUUUGUAAUCAGAAAAUCAAUAUUACUAGGGUACUGCAAAAUUACUACAAAGGAAUUAACUUUUAUUUCUACAGUGUUAAAGUGCACUUAUAUGCUGGUUUAUUUACAUCUUGUAGGAAAAGGAGAAAUAAUGCAAAAAGGGAAAUGGUUUUUCUUUUUUAAAGAAAAAAGGCGGAUUUUAAAACAUAUAAAAUGUUUAAACAAGAAUAGGCCCAUUGUGUGUUGGGGGGAAGGAAUAGAACAUAUUCUUAAAGUAAAUUUUAUAGUGUUAAUUUUGUAAUAAUUUAUGUUUUGGUAUUUUUUUGGAGUUGACAGGAAUAGUUUCAUGAACAAUAUGAAACUUAGGAAAGUUAAAGCAAUGUUUUAUAUUUUUCAUGUACUUUGAGUUACAUUUUAAUUGUACAUUUCUUCAGACUGAAAAAAUGUGUACAUAUCUUUGUUAUUUUUGCACAGUUUUUUGUCUUCAAUUUUAGGAGCAAAGCCUUGUUUGAUGUUUUUUAACUAAUUUAUUUUGCAUUGUACAACUGCAGGAGUUUUAAAAUCUCAGUAACCCCCUCCAAUUGGGGAAUGAUAAUUUCUACUUCCAGAGGAAAAUAGUGGUGGUAAGAUUCAGGGCUGCUUUUGAUAAUUUAUGGCAGUCCCACUUACUGGAGGAGCAAUUCAGUUGUAUUAAGAUUUUUUAAAUUCAACAUGCAUUCUUUGUGUAGAAAGCUGGACUUUGGUGGCUAUGGAGAGUGUUCUUUGAAUGCUACUUAUAUAUGUAUACUUCCCUUUUAACAGGCAGAGGCCUGACAGCAUUUUGGAAAUCAAAUGGAAUAUCCCAUCCUUUUUUUGUCCCCUACAUAAAAAAUCACUAUUUAAUGUAAUCCAUAUUUAAAAUGCUCAGCCUGGAAAGUGAAAUGCAUUUUUAAAAUGGAUAUAAACUGGACCAGCCUACAGUGUAUUUUAGCAUACCAUUCAUUCAACAGGUUUUCUUCUCCUCCUGUUUUUUCCCCUGAAGACUUUGUGAUUUGUUUCCAGCAAUAGAGUCUCAGAAGCUUUGGUUGUUACACAUACGCAAUGCAUAGACCUGUCAGCCAUAUUUAAAAAAUUUUAAAGUGCGCAACUUGGGUAACUUGUAUGCCUUCUUUUGUAUCGAUGUUAACAAUUGUACAUAGUGCUGAUCAACCUUUGUAGAGCAUAGUUUAUACAGCAUAUUCUAUUAUUGCCGAUUCUCAGUGAUCUAUUGUUUAAAAGAAGAAAAAUAAAUUUUUUCUAUUAACACCUUAUAUUUUGUUAUGCUGUUGACCCAUGGCACUUUAACAAAACUCUGUGGGUUUUGCAUAGCUGGUCAGUCAUGGGGAAUAUAAACCGUUGCACAGAAAUAAAUUUGCACCUCCUCUGUUGUGCUUUCCUACUACAGAUUUUAGAAUCUUUUUUCCAAAAGACUUUUGAAGAAAGCAUGUCCAAUCAUUCUGAAAGAAAAAUGCCAUACAUGUACAGUCAACUUUUUUUCUACAAACCCAUAUUUUGUAACACUAAGUAUUUUCAUUCUUCUGCACCUUUUAUGUAUUAGCAGUAUCAGAGAGAACCCAUUCCAUGCUUGUGAUAAUUGUAAGUGUCGAAAGUAGGUGUAAAUAGCAGACUUAAUGGCUUACAGUUUUGAAAAAAGGAAAAAGAACAAACUUGUAUCUGACUGAUACUGCCAUGGUUCAACACCAGGCCUGGAGAUAUUCUCUAGUGAGCGAUUGUAUUUUUUGUUUCUUUGUUUUGGGAGGGGGGGUUGCUUUAUUAUUAUUUUUUGUAACAUGGCUUUGUAAAUAAAAUAAUUUAUAUGUUUGUAAAAAAAAA